Messenger RNA from Purpureocillium takamizusanense, 2121 nucleotides. RefSeq lists its product as uncharacterized. Gene Ontology annotation, cellular component: membrane. The record is from RefSeq and is a predicted model, not a curated record. The transcript has 3 exons. Lineage: Eukaryota; Fungi; Ascomycota; Sordariomycetes; Hypocreales; Ophiocordycipitaceae. Bases 307 to 1338 code for a protein of 343 amino acids.
CUCCCCCCGCCAGCCACCCCCAGAUCAAAACAUAAACAAGACACUUCCCACAUCCCACCACCACCACCGCUACCACCCCCCCCCCGUUCACCCGCCAGCCAACCUUGCUGUUUGCGUGCUCCCAAUAUCAUCAUCGUUUGGCAUCUCGCGAUACGUCUCUGUAAAAGGGAACAAACCAUCGAGAACGCCCCCUCUCAAGGAGCGCACAAGUGUUUUUUUGCCGUCUGCAACCCCUCAGUGGCCUGCAGUCGAAGCUCCAUUAUUAUUGUCCACCGGCUUGAAGCGCAUCCUCACUCACCCGCCGCCAUGUCCGCCACGUCGACAAACAGUUGGCUCAAGGCCCAGCGCAAGAGCGACCUCGUCGAGCUCGCCGAUAAUGUCGGCCUGAAGAACUACGAGAGCCUCAAGAAGAGCGAUCUUGAAUCCGCCCUCGACGAGUUCAUCGCCGAGCACACUACGCGCUUCUCCAACCGUCCUGACCUGCAGGGCUACUUUAACUCGCGCUCCAAGGCGCUUGGCUCCCCCGUCAAGAAGGAACGCGAGUCUUUCAAGGAUGAGGCCGAAAAGGCGCUCAAGGUUGCCAAGCGACGAGUCACCAAGGUUGCCGAGGAACUGACGUCCGACGACGACCGCCGCUCCGCUUCCUCCUCUGCCGUGGCUCGCACUCCUGCGCGCAGCCUGUCCCAGGUCGCCGCGCGCAUUCCCCUGCCCGCGACCCCCGCCGACGUUGCCAACGCCGUCGACAGAUCUACUGUCGCCAUGCGCAAGCGCGUCUCCUCCAUCUACCAGGAGAGCGGCAUCACCGAGGCGUCGCAAGCCACGCGCGAGACUCUUAGCACCGUUACCAGCGUACUGUUCUGCGUCUCGGCCUUUGAGCUGUAUUUCAUCCGACCCGAGGUCCUCGCCAACCGUUAUGCCUUUACCGUGCCCGCUGUCGGCCUGCUGGGCACCCCGGAUUACCCCGUCUACCUGCCCGACAUGUUCCUGCUCCUGACCGCGAGCUUCUGGUCCCCGGCCUUGACCUGGGCUUUCACUAGCGUCGUUCUGCCCAGCCUUUUUGGCUACUUCUUCAACUUGAGCGCUACGAGCAACCCCGGCCCGCGAACCCGCUCCAAGGCGCACCAGCCCGAGAACGUCGUCGACCCCCUGACGUUCAGCAUUGUCAAGGCGCUCGUGUCGUACGUCGUGUACGGCCAGGGCGUCACCUUUGGCGGCCUUCUCAACGACACGUCGAUUGAGCGCCUCAACUCAGCCGUGUACGGCGGGUACAAGGGCGUUCUGGUCGGCACUGCCGUCACCGGCAUCGUCAGUAUCUACGACGCGGUGCUAAGAAAGUAAGCGGCAGCCAGGUUUGGGGCGACAUCUUGCUGGUCUCUAGCCGCUUUCGCGGUGUCAUCCCACAGGAGACCAUGAGACCGUGUCGCGAGGCCGCCUCUACAUCCACAUAGCUUCGUCCGACAACAGUUAUCGAAGUUUCGCGCUCUUCUUAGGCUACGACGAACCGGACAGGCGCCAUUCAUGCACGGAAGCUGGUAUGUUUUUCUCUUCUUGGGGACACGCGCCUUGUUCUCGCGUGGCCCAGGUGGCGUUGAUGGCGUUGAUGGCGUCGCGGCGUGGCUUCGAUACCAAUCUUUGUCUUCGCUUGGAUGGCCUUGAUGCCUUUGCCAGUCUGCCUUGUCAUUCUCGACGGCGCGACUUGCGGCGAUGCUGCCCCAUCGGGCAUUGCUUUUUCCUCAAAGUCGAACCUCGAUCGGAUGAGAUGCCAAUGGACUAAUUGGCGUUGGGUAUUGUACAUGACACUUUUGCACGCACCACGCACCCUUUACCAUCUGCCUCCUGUUCCGAGUUGCACUUUCAUGUUUGUACUUGGCUUGUGACCGCAAGUGUAGUGUUGUUUUUAGUUUCUGUGCUUUGCGCGGAAGAUGAUAACUUAUGGUUUUGGCUUAGUGGGGCUAUCGUUAUUGGGACUAUCUGGGGUUGGCGGCGGGUUGCUGCGUUUCAAAAGACGCUUGGGGUCGGGGUUGGGCAAUAUCUCGUAGAGGGCGGAGUCGGCUAGCAAAGGGGGCAUGCGGACACGGCGGUGAGUGAACGAUUGGAAUAUAUGCUCUUUACUGUUCGAAG